Molecule: messenger RNA, 8497 nt
Organism: Myiozetetes cayanensis
Lineage: Eukaryota; Metazoa; Chordata; Aves; Passeriformes; Tyrannidae
Gene: KCND3
Product: potassium voltage-gated channel subfamily D member 3
Exons: 8
Coding region: 456-2441 (661 amino acids)
Biological process (GO): potassium ion export across plasma membrane; protein homooligomerization
Cellular component (GO): membrane; neuronal cell body; voltage-gated potassium channel complex
Molecular function (GO): A-type (transient outward) potassium channel activity; protein binding
Source: RefSeq, a predicted model, not a curated record
GCCGGGUCCAUCUCCCUGCUGCGACCACCCCGGCGGAUUCUCCGGGACCCGGGUGCCAUUCCCAGCUGGAUCAGGCAGCCAGGGCGAAGCUCCGAGCGGUCCUGGAAGGGGAGGGGGCAAAGCGAAGCGAGCUCAGGCGAGAGAGGCAGGGAGAGCCUCCGUCUCGGCAGUAAUGAGGGAGAAGCUGUUUAGUCAUCUCUCUAUAUAUACUUUCACAAUGAUGAUCACAUUUACUGAUUGCUUCUGACUGCGUGUAGAGAGGGAGUCAAGAGGCAGGCAGCACAGUUCACCUUGUAUCCUGAGGAGUGACUGCUCCCCCUUCCUUCCAGUUCCCCACAUUUAGCCCUACUUUUGGGUGCCGGGUGUCUUUCCUUGCCAGAUGGAACUGAUCUGACUCGCAGCAGGUCUCGGGAGCGUCCUGAUUAUCCUCUCCAGUAACAAGGCCUGGGCUCAUCAUGGCAGCAGGAGUAGCAGCGUGGUUGCCCUUUGCCAGGGCGGCUGCCAUAGGAUGGAUGCCAGUGGCCAACUGCCCUAUGCCACUGGCUCCAACAGAGAAGAACAAGAGGCAGGAUGAGCUGAUCAUUCUCAAUGUGAGUGGCCGGCGAUUCCAGACCUGGAGGACUACACUGGAGAGAUACCCGGACACUCUCCUGGGCAGCACCGAGAAGGAGUUCUUCUUCAACGAGGACACCAAGGAGUACUUCUUUGACCGGGACCCCGAGGUCUUCAGGUGCAUCCUAAAUUUUUAUAGAACUGGCAAGCUGCACUACCCCAGGUACGAGUGCAUCUCUGCCUACGACGAAGAGCUCGCCUUCUACGGGAUCCUCCCAGAAAUCAUCGGGGACUGCUGCUACGAAGAGUACAAGGACAGGAAGCGGGAAAACGCGGAGCGGCUGAUGGACGACAACGACUCGGAGAACAACCAGGAGGGGUCCAUGCCCUCGCUGAGCUUCCGGCAGACCAUGUGGCGAGCCUUCGAGAACCCCCACACCAGCACCUUAGCCUUAGUCUUUUACUACGUCACCGGUUUCUUUAUCGCCGUCUCUGUGAUCACCAACGUGGUGGAAACUGUGCCCUGCGGCACCGUGCCCGGGAACAAGGAGCUCCCGUGCGGGGAGAGGUACGCCGUGGCUUUCUUUUGCUUGGACACGGCCUGCGUGAUGAUCUUCACCGUCGAGUACCUGUUGAGACUCUUUGCGGCCCCGAGCCGCUACAGGUUCAUCCGAAGCGUGAUGAGCAUCAUCGACGUGGUGGCCAUCAUGCCCUACUACAUCGGCCUGGUGAUGACCAACAACGAGGACGUCAGCGGGGCCUUCGUCACGCUAAGGGUUUUCAGGGUUUUCAGGAUUUUCAAGUUCUCCCGCCAUUCCCAGGGCCUGAGAAUCUUGGGCUACACCUUGAAGAGCUGUGCCUCCGAGCUUGGCUUUCUCCUCUUUUCCCUCACUAUGGCAAUCAUCAUCUUUGCAACUGUGAUGUUUUAUGCGGAGAAAGGGUCCUCGGCGAGCAAAUUCACCAGUAUCCCUGCUUCCUUUUGGUACACUAUCGUAACCAUGACAACACUGGGUUAUGGUGACAUGGUGCCCAAGACAAUCGCUGGGAAGAUCUUUGGCUCCAUUUGCUCCCUGAGUGGGGUGCUGGUCAUUGCCCUGCCGGUUCCAGUCAUUGUUUCCAACUUCAGCCGGAUUUACCACCAGAACCAGCGAGCCGACAAGAGGAGAGCGCAGAAGAAAGCCCGGCUCGCCCGGAUCCGCGUGGCCAAGACCGGCAGCUCCAACGCGUACCUGCACAGCAAACGCAACGGCCUCCUCAACGAAGCCCUGGAGCUCACGGGAUCCACCGAAGAGGAACAGCACAUGACUAAAGGCACCUCCUUAAUCGAAAGCCAACACCACCAUCUGCUGCACUGCCUGGAAAAAACAACCGGAUUGUCCUAUCUUGUGGAUGAUCCCCUGUUAUCUGUACGAGCUUCCACCAUCAAGAACCACGAGUUCAUAGAUGAGCAGAUGUUCGAGCAGAACUGCAUGGAGAGCUCGAUGCAGAACUACCCUUCCUCCCGGAGCCCCUCCCUGUCCAGCCACCACGGCCUGACCACCUCCUGCUGCUCCCGCCGCAACAAGAAGACCACUCACCUGCCCAACUCCAGCGUCCCGGCCACGCGCCUGCGGAGCAUGCAGGAGCUCAGCACCAUCCACAUCCAGUGCAGCGAGCAGCCCUCCCUCACCACCAGUCGUUCCAGCCUCAACAUGAAGUCAGACGACGGGCUGAGACCGAACUGCAAAGCUGCCCAGAUCACCACAGCCAUCAUCAGCAUCCCCACCCCGCCCGCCCUCACGCCCGAGGGCGAGAGCAGACCCAGCCCCGGCAGCCCCGGGCACUCCACGAACAUUCCCACCACCACCACCACCACCACGGCCAACAUCGUCAAGGUCUCUGCCUUGUAAGACGGUGUCAGGAGGAGGCUGGAAGACCAGCGGCCCCCUCGCCCUCCACCCCUCCGCGCUCCUUUCUUGCUGCAAUUUGUGCCUGGAUGGACCAGCCCCGACGUUGUGUGAGCGGAUUCCCGGUGGAGAUCCCACGGAGGCAGCUCCCUUCGGACAGGGACUGAGGAAGGAGAGGAAAGAGGGUGGUCGGAGGAAAAAAAAAAGAAAAAAAAACAAACAAAAAAACCGCCUGGAGAGCGUGUUUGUGCCGCGGUAAAACCGGGCAAAAAAAAAGAAAAACAAACCAACCUGUGGAGGAGGCGCUGGAGGGGAAAGAACCGUCGUGGCAACGAGAGAGUCAAUAAAGCAAACGGAAAUAUAACACUGUGUAUCGCAGCACCUUUUUAAAGGUUUUUAAAUGGAUAAUAUUUAUUCAUGAGGAAAUGACUGAAAAGGUGAAAAACAAUGGAUUUUGUGAAUUAUUCUUUUUUUUUUUUUUUCCUCGUUCGUUUGUUUCUUCUUCAUGGAGCAGAACCUUUAAACCAACCAAAAUUUCACAUUUCUCGUUUUUCUUUUUUUUUUUUUUUCUUUUCUUUUAUAGGAAAAGAUUUAGGCAAAAGAAGCCACCUGUCACAGAGAUCUCUCUCCAUCCCUCUGUGUGUGUGUGUGUGUGAGUGUGCAGCAGGAAAACACUGAAUUCCAAAGGGCAGAGCACGUUCCCAUGAUUGGGAAACACAAGCAUGUGUCAGCACACACACACCCACACACACACACCCCUCUCUCACCUUGGAUGGCAUUUCUUUAUUUAGACAAUUUUGUACCCGCCUUUUAAGUCAAUACAGUGCAAUUGCAAACAGUGUGUUUGUCUGCUACUUAUUGUCUGUGAAAACAUAUUUGUGGAGAAAAACUAAACAAACAACAAAGAAACAAACAAAAAAAAAGAAAACAGAACAAACAAACAAAAAAAAAAAAGACAGGCUUUAGUAGAGUUUUAGUCCCACAUGGGUAUCUGCUUUCUAUUUUUGUUAUCACUUACUUGUAAGAGUGUGACUAGACUACGGUUCUGUAUUUUUAAAAAGGAUUUAAAAAAAAAAAAAAGGUAGGAUUCUUUUUUAAUACUGUACACACAAAUGGCAAAGAAUGGAAGCACUGAACUCAACUGCAUCGAGCAUUCAUAAGUCUAACAGAGGUUUCUUGUAAUGUAUGCCCAUGCUUUUUAAGUUUUGGUUUCUAUGUAGAAAUUCCUUUGCUAGCACUGGACGUCCAACCCAUUGUAAAUAGUAGCCAAAUAAUGUCUGGAUUUAUACUUGAUAACAAUUAACCCCAGAGCCAAAUAUCUUGCAUGGACAGAGAGGUAUUUGGCUUUUUCACAGUCUUAGGGCUCCAGUUGUCUCAUCAGUGGCUUCUGGGUUGCGUUGAUUUUGGGGAUAGACUAGAUGAGCAAUUUUAGUUCUCCAGGCCCAGCACAGGAUCUGCUUGAGAAGGGGGAGCAGUACUGGAGUGGGGAAAACAUCUAAUAACAUCUGGCACAGACAGCAUUUUCUUUUCAGAGCCCUACACUCAGUUUGGGAAAAGUCUACUCCUGUACUUCUAAAUCAACCAAAAACUGAAGAACACCGGCUGGUACUGCCAAGCAGCUCCCACUGCUGACCAAGCUGUGGCCAGUCCUACCCCCUGAGAUCCUCCUAGGAAUGAUUUAUUGUGAGAGAACACACAGACCUGAAAAGCAACUGGUUUUGCCCCUCCUGUAUGAGCAAUUUUUUCCUCCCAUUUCCAGGGGAUCCCCUCUUACAGGUGUGAUCCAGGAAGGGCAGAGUGAGGAACAUCAUCACCUGCCUUCCCACUCGUUUGAUUCCCCUGGUCAUGCACAAACCUCUUCAGUGACCCCACAAAAGGGGAUGCACCACCCCCCUCCUCCCCAGCAGCUUGUAGGGAACAAGGAAAGACAACCAGUGUCCUGUUCUGAGCAGGGAUUUCACCACCACCACAGUUAAAACAACAACUCAAAGCACGUCUGAGGCUGAUUCAGCAAAGGGAUGACCUUUUUCUUUAACACCUGCCCCAACCUAUCCUGAUGUAAUAUUAAUAGCCACAUACACCUCCACACAUAAAUAACCACACACACACACACAUGUAUAGAUAAUUAAUAGACCUCCCUUGCUGACUUACACAUAGGAGCUGACAACCUGCUUUGGUAGCACUGCUGCUUGUCUGGAGAGUGGACUUGAUGGCUGAUGCAUUAACCCAAUGCCCUCCUUAGAAUCCUACAACAUCCCAGGAAUACUGGAACCAUGGCUAAGCCUCCAGCUUCUACUCAUUUAUCCCAGUGCUGCAAUAUGUUACCCCAAAACUAUGUUUAGCCCUGUUUUUAAUGAUUAAAACGCUCUGCCUUUUGCUGCUUCCUGUAGGAGGUUGUGCUGCAGUUAAUCUUACCAUUAUUGAGGGUUUUUUUCUCGAUGUUUUAAUUUAAUCUUUGCUUUAAUUCCAUUAACUGUCAUCAUCUGCUCCCUGUCUGAACACCCUCACCCUUGUAGAUCAGAGGCCUUGCUCUCCACCAACCUCCCUCCCACCUUGCAGCCUCAUUUACACUGGCACAGAGUGAGGGUGAAAUGUGCUGACAGGAAUGAAAAAAUCACAGAGAAUCAGGGAUUCAACGUGGCUUCUUGGUGCUGCCUUUCUUAUUCCUAAUUUAUCAUGGAUUUAUCAUCUCUCUGCACCCGUCUCUUUAUCUGUAAAUAACCAUUGUAGCAGCCCUCGGCCAGAGCACUCCUGAUGCUUUUAAUUGCUAUCCAUCAAAAGGCCUUUGGAGGAAAAAAUAAUAUAAAAUCCAACAUUUUUAAGGGGAGAAAUUAAAAGUAAGGAGGAAAGCCAGCCCUAGGGGUUUCUGGGUGGCUGCCUGGGCUCAGCUUGUCAAGGCAGCCACGGCCUCUGCUCUCUCCCAUGGAAGAGGAAUUGUUAUCCCUGCUCAGAAAUCCGUGGUUUGCCUCUCCUGCCAUGAACGGAGCAGGUGCUGCCCCACACAGCCAGUUCCUCAGCACAGACUCUCAGAGCCUAAAACCAGGCAAAAUGAGGGGAGUCUGACCUAGAGGAACAGGGCUAAAGAUAUUUUCAGUGGAGGCAACAGCUCCCCUUAUCCCCGGAACUGAAGCCGCCCGAGUGAGGCUUCCCAGAGCACUUGGAAAUGUGCUGUAAAACCCCUCCCUGCACUGCCCCAAAACAGCCACAUCCUUGUGGGGAGACCAGGGACAGGGAUGCAGAUGGAAGGGCGUAACUGAGCAUCCCUGGAAGGAAAACAGGGAUAAAGGGAAAAACCUCGGCAGAGCAAAGCCCGGGAAUGGCCCUGCGGCCACUGAUUCCCACAAUAAAGGGAGGCAAAUCAGCCUCCCUAAACCACAGAGAUCUUCCCAAUCUUCAGAUAGCAACUUAUAAACCAUGGCUGAGAUAAGGCCAAGCCAAUCCCGAAUAUUCCUCAGCCAGGACUUUUCCUGGAGGGUGUGGAUUGUUGUCCCCAGCAGCCCCAGUUCUGCCCAGCCUUACCAGCAUCUCCCUCCCUGUUCCAGGGCCAGGCACGUCCAUCGAUCCCAAACCAAAAACCAGCACCUACCCCAGCAUUCCUGGUCAUUCCUGAGGCAUGGAAAGGGGCUUCUCCAGGUGUGGGCUCCCUCUGAGUGGAGAAGCAAUGCAGGAAAACAGGCAGGUUCUAGAAAACAACCCAGCUGGCCAGACUGUCCACCAGGAGUGUGUUGGCAGAUCAUGUCCAAGCCUUUCCCUCUCCCCUCAUUCCUUGCUUUUUAUAGAAAACAUCUUUAAAAAAAAGAAAAAGGGAAAAAAAAAAGGAUAAAAAUGGAUUCUUUGCACAAAAGGCAACGGGAAGGGAGUUAUAUUUUUUCAGGCUUUCCUAGAGCAAUAUCAAAAAUAUCAAAAUUUGCUGAGCAUUUUCUUUCCUUUCCAAAGUUUUUUUCAAAGGGAAAACAAAUAUUUUCAUGGACUUUCAGCACAUUCUGUCAGUAGAAUUCCUCUCUACCCACCUGGGACUGGGCUGCAAAAAGGAGUCACACCCAACAGGCAGAGAACGAUGAGAAAUACCUUUCCCAUGUAGGCUUUGACUUCCAUCUCCUCUGUCCAAAAUCCACCUUUUACUUUCAUUUUCCUUAAAAAUCUUAAGGACACCCAUAAAGAAGAGGCCACAGAUAACACAUCUUGGCACACAAAAAUUCAAGGAUUAUAAAAUUUAAUCUAUCCUCUGCUAGCACAGGGUCCUUCACUGUGAUAUAUGGCACUACUAUUUUUAGAUUUAGAUUGGAUUAGAUUUAAAAUUCCCCAAGGACUUCCUCUACUUCCCCAGGGAGCUUAUUCUGGAGUGAUAGCCCUCAAUGCCAAGGAUUUUUCUCCAGCUGUUCAGCCAUAAUUCUCUCCUUAUUUUCUCCUCUCUUGCUGCCAUUUAUACUCCCUUGCACCAUUUAAAUUAUUCUCCUUUCCACAAGAGGAAUAUAAAACUUUCUACAGCAAAUUCUUCUCCCAGAGACUACUUUUAUCCUUUAAAUAAUUACCAUUGUUAGAAGUUUCAGGGGAAAGAUAACCUAAAUAACACACAUGGCCUCAGUGUGGAAUAAAGUUAAUGGAUAAUUCAAAAUACAUCCUUCUUUAAUUGGCCAGAAAGCCUAAAUUUAAUCAGUGCCACUUGUUUAACCUAAAACUGUUGAUAAUAAACUGCAACCCAGCAUUUAUCAUUCUAGUUUAGGCAGCUUACGGUGUGCACAUGAAAAUCAGAUUAAUACCAGCUAAAGAAAGCAAAGUUUCUUCAAAUAUUUUGCUUCUUUAGGUAAAGAGGUUGCAAACAUUUUGUAUCUUACAUGCAUUGUAAAAAGAAAAUGCAGUAAAUUCCAAAUCAUGUUUCAUUCAUGUGCUGAAACAUCCCUUGGGACCCUGUCAUGUUUUUCUGUGUUGGACUUAAAUGCAGAGUUACAAUGGAUGGCUGUGAACAUCAGCAGCUUUGAACUGAAAACUUCAUUCUGCUUUUGAAUUGAGGUGAAUUUUCCACAUAAUUUACCCAUCUAGUCUAUCUUAACUAAGUUUCUUUUAAACCACUUCUUUUUCUCCAACACUUUGAGCCAACUGCAGCAGAUCUAUGGCUUUAAAGCCCAGGUUUUUAGGCUUCCCACUUGACAUAAACACUCUUAAUGGUUUUAUCCUUCAAAAACUGUAAGAGCAAAGGGAAGGCAGGGAGCACGUGGAUCAGAGCCAGGAGACAGAGCAUCAGCAGUUCUGCUCCUGAUUGACCUGCUGAACCACUGAAGAGACCCCGAAAAAGUCACUUCACCUCUCUGCCAAUUAUCCAACCUGUAGGGAAAUCAACCCCCCCUCCUCUUGCAAUAAGUGGAGCCCCCCCAAAAACCCCACAUGGGAAUGAAUUCUGGAGCCAGCGCCCCAGAAGUGCUGCUUGUGUUCAGGAAGCAAAACCUGUGCCAGAAAGGCUUUAGGUGGAACGGGGGAAAAAAAAGACCAGGUGACAAAGAGCUUGUGAAAAAGCCCCUUCCUGUGUUCUCAGUCAGGUCUGUUCCUUUGUGUGUAUCCGUGUGCACGUGUCCCUUUCCCUUUUGGGUUAAAUUAGUGCUAGUCCAGGAGUCCCAGCUGUCUGGGGGGAAGGGACCACCCCCACUGAGGGCUCCUCUCCCUUCUGGUGCCACUACAACUGGGAGCUCCCACCUUGGGCCAGUGGAGCAUCUUCCACGCUGGUGUGAUGGUCUCUUUUUUGAUAAAUACCAGUAUGGCAUUCCAGUGGUGUUUUUCUUUAGGAGUUUUAUGUUCUAAGAAGCUCUCAACCUUUAUUCUUUUCUAUUUUCAUACUCUGGAUGGGCUUUGCUUACAGAGGACAGAUCCGAGCUGUACUGUACACAACUGCAGGUAGCUUCAUUUGAGAACAACUUUCUAGAAGAACCAAGUUUCCUGUUGUCUUCUUUUGGAAUUGUAGUGCAUAUGUUGAAACUUGUAUAUCAUUUACAGUAUUGAGUCUUGUGCCACUGCUGUACCUGAUGUAUCCAAUCCGGAUUAAACAGAGUAUGUGCCACAAAUACCAA